UUGAUUCUUUCUCAUCAUCUUUAUUAUUCAAUUCAACAAGCAACACAAACACUUACUACAGCAAGAAGUACUCCUAAGCUGAUUCCCUUUUUUGUCAAACCCUCUCCUCCCAAAUUUCUCAACUUGAGAAAUUUUCAUUUGUUUUUUCUUUGAGUCUUCUUUGGCUGUUUCUUCACACACCCAGAUCAUCAAAUAAUACCCAAUAUAUCUCCUGCUGCCAGUAAAUCUUCUUCUCUACAUACUUUUCUCUGUUUUUGCUCUGUUUCUAUAUUUUUCCCUGUUUUUUUUGCUCUGUUUCUUUCUUCUUCUGUCUAUUGUAAAUAAGAAGGAAGGGGAAGAAGCUAUGGCAGGAAAUAAGUUUGCAACUAUGUUGCAUAGAAACACACAUAAAAUAACUUUAAUCCUUGUGUAUGCCAUUCUUGAAUGGAUUCUGAUAUACCUUCUUUUACUAAACUCUUCGUUUUCCUAUCUGAUUAUGAAAUUUGCAAAUUAUUUUGGUUUGAAACCACCUUGUUUGUUUUGUUCAAGAAUUGAUCAUGUACUUGACUCCAAAAAAAAAUCAUACACGGAUCUUAUUUGUGAGAAUCAUUGUAAUGAGAUUUCAAGCUUGAGUUAUUGUUCUAAGCAUAGAAAAUUGACAACGGAUCGUUGUUGCGAAGACGAAGAAGACGAUGAUUUCGACAUCAAAGAUGAGAGAAACAGAGUACUUGAUGAAGAUGAACAUAAUCAGAUUCUCUGUGAUGAUGUCAAUGAACAACUUAAGAAAAUUGAAGACUUUAUUACAGAAAGGGAUUUAGAUUUCUGUGUUGAAGGUAUGGAUUUAGUUCUUCAGCCAUGUUCUACUCCUAAAGUUUCUGAAUUGCAAGAUUCAUCUCCUGAUAUGAUCAAUUUGAAAUCAGAAGAUGGUUUUGAUUUUGGUACGGAUAGAUUCAUUCCUGUUGAGUUAAUUGAUUCUACUACUCUGAAGACUCAAGAAUCCAGAGAAAAUGAGAAUGUAAAAGAGAGGGAUUGGGAAGGGAUUUUGAGUACUGAAUUAGGAAAUGAAAAGGCUGAAGAAAAAGCUGAAGAAAUGGGGAUUCUUUUGGUGGAGAAAAUGGCACAAAUUAUAGCAAUGGUUGAAUCCAUGGAUAUGAGUAAGGAUCUUAAUCUUGAUUCAGUGGAGGAAUCUGAUGUGAAUUGUGUUAGUCAAGGAACAAAAUCUUUGUAUGGUGAGGAGGGUAAUGAUGUUGAAUUGGUAAUGGUAGCAUUGGAUGAUUCAGCUCAACACUCAGAAGCCAAGGAGGAAACCGAAUCGGAGAGCUUAACAGAGAAUGAAAUGUCCGAUGAGGAAUCGUCGGAUAACCAUACUCAACUCGACUCUGAACAAAUUGUAUCAUUGCCAUGUUCUAUUCCGGCAGAUGCGUUCACAGCUAUGAGUGACCAGCAAGCUGAUAAACAUUCAGAAGAACCUAAAGAUAUUGACUCGAAAAUGUCUACCAAUGAAACUAAAAUCAUGAACUUGAUAGAGGAAGAACUGCCUACCCAAUUGAACAACCAUACUGAAGAUGAAGAAACAAUCUCAGCACAGCCUUGUGCACAAGCUCUGACGAAUGAGUGUUAUGGGAAGGAUACUGAUUCAGAUACUUUGGUAGCUAAGAAAGACCAAGCUAGUGAACAUUUAGUACUUAAAGACGAUGAUGAUACAAAAUCCAUGAGCUUAAUAGAGAAAGAGAUGACUGUUCCAGUAAACAACCAAGCUGAGGAGCAAAUUUCGUCAUUGCCAUGCUCAGAAGAAAAUCAUUUGGACACAGAUGCGUUCAUGGCGGAGAAUGACCAAGGUUCCGAGCACACCGAGGAAGUGAAUGAUAUCGAAGAAAGAAGCGGUUUAGUUGAGAGAAUUGAACAACCAAUAACUACUACCCGUCAACUAUCUAUAGCAACUUCGGAAUGCGACGAAGUUGACGAGGAAAAGGGGCCUGAAACGCCAACUUUUGUGAACGGUCUUCACAAUUUACACAUGAAAUUCUUCGAUAUGGAGAAAAAGGAAUCAGGAACUGAGGCAUCUACAGAUGGAAGUGUAAUUGUUGAGUCAGAAAAUGGUGGUGAUGGGAAUAUGACAAUCGAAAAGUUGAAAUCAGCAUUGAAAGCAGAACAUAAAGCUCUAACCGCAUUAUAUGCAGAACUAGAAGAAGAGAGAAGUGCAUCUGCAAUAGCUGCUAACCAGACCAUGGCAAUGAUAACAAGGCUCCAAGAAGAGAAAUCUGCAAUGCAGAUGGAAGCAUUACAGUACCAGAGGAUGAUGGACGAACAAUCCGAGUAUGAUCAAGAAGCUUUGCAGCUAUUAAACGAGCUUAUGGUGAAGAGAGAAAGAGAGAAGCAAGAAAUGGAGAAGGAAUUGGAAAUAUACAGAAAGAAGGUUCUUCUCUAUGAGAAUGAGAAGAAGAUGAUGAGAAGGAAGAGCAAUAGUGGAAGAAGUGGAACCUCUUCUGCUUCUGGAAAUGCUACGGAUAGCGAAGAGCUGUCUGUGGAUCUUAAUCAAGAAAACACCGAUGAAUUCAACUUUUAUGCCCAUCAAGAUAGUCAUACUAAUAGAGUACUAAAUUUGGACGAGGCGGCGUUAGAAAGCUCAAAGCAAUUGAGCACUCUUGACGAGUCAUUGGCAGAUUUUGAAGAAGAAAGGCAAUCUAUUCUGGAACAGCUCAAGGCAUUAGAGGAGAAGCUUUUCACAUUGGAAGACGAUGAACAUGAAGAGGGGGAGCAGUUAUUUGAGGAUACAAAAGCGAACGAGCAUUUAUCAGAAGCGAAUGGAACGGAAUCUAACAAGAAUCAUGAUGAAUCUCAUGAAGAAGAGAUCGUCAACGGUCACUUGAAUGAUUAUAAGAAACACUAUGGGGAGAAAACACAUGGUGGUGCCAAGGCAAGGAAGCUCCUUCCUCUAUUCGAUGAGGCCAUUGAUGUCGAAAAUGAGGAUGAAUUUACAAACGACGAGCAUGAAGCGGGGUCCUAUGCUGUUUUCUCACCAAACUCUUCUAUGUCAAAGUUUACUUCGGAUGAGAAGAAACUUGCUCUGGUAGAGGAAGUUGAUCAUGUUUAUGAGAGGUUGCAUGCUCUAGAAGCCGACAGAGAGUUCUUGAAACAUUGUUUAACUUCUUUAAAGAAAGGAGGCAAAGGUAUGGAUCUUCUCCAGGAGAUAUUACAACAUCUCCGCGAUCUAAGGAAUGUCGAUCUUCAUGUACGCAAUAUGAGUGAUGCUUCAUUGAACCAAAGCUUCUCGCACUAGUAACUACAACAACAACAAAAAAAGGUUGGGAUGUCUAUGUUAGCGGAAGUCGCGGUAAUGCAGUCCAUUAUGAUCAUCUGAAAUGGCUCAUUGUAUCAGAAGUUCCCUUGAAGGAGAGGGAGUGCUGUCAAGGGCAGGCAAGGUUGAUAAAAAUUGGUACACAUGAAAACAAGAAUCUUAAGUUUUGUAUUUGUAUUGGAGGUUUGGUGUCAAAAGUAAGUAAUACCCAUGUUUUUGUGGGUUGUAAUGUGCCCAUCUAAAAAAGCCUUUGUCGGGUAAAAAGAAGUGGGUCAUAAUGAGUAGAUUUGUUAUUAGUAGAGUGUGUGUGAUAAUUGUGUUUUGUUCAAGUCAUUAGAUCAGACCUACCUGUCUUUGUGAGUGAGAAAAAUCCAUGGUUUUGCAAAGCUGGAAAGAUGAAAACAAGAUUCCAGUGCCAGGAUAUACAAGCAUUAGUUUUAGUGUCAUAGGGGAAUUAAGUAGGAAAUCUAGUACUACUGUUUUUUUCUUUCUUUCAUUUUUUAUUUUUUGGGGAGGGAAAAAGGAAAGAGUAAAAGUAACUCGAUCCUUUUCUUGCUUUUGGAUCAACACUUUUGUAUCUAAUUUGUAUCUGCUUAUAUAAGUGAGAUUUUUGAAUCUGAA
Molecule: messenger RNA, 3898 nt
Organism: Papaver somniferum (opium poppy)
Lineage: Eukaryota; Viridiplantae; Streptophyta; Magnoliopsida; Ranunculales; Papaveraceae
Product: myosin-binding protein 2-like
Exons: 6
Coding region: 344-3259 (971 amino acids)
Molecular function (GO): myosin binding
Source: RefSeq, a predicted model, not a curated record